CAGAGACGGGAUAGUCUUCAACUAAACUCUUAUCAAAACCUCAUGCAUGAGCACAGCAUUAAUCAAACCUGUAUUCAAUCCCAUGGAUACACCUCCAUCCUCCACCCUCUUCCCCUCUUUACUCCUCAUAUCACUUCUCUGCUUUCUCCUCUUGUGGCACGGCGGCGCCGAUUUGCCACUCUAUCAAAUCUGCGGUGACACCGGCAACUACACCGCCAAGAGUACCUACCAGUCCAACCUCCAUCAGCUCCUGGCCUCCCUCCCCUCCUUAGCCUCAGUCUCCGACGGCUUCUCCAAUAUUGCCAGCACAGGCAAGUCCCUCGAUCAGGUGUUUGGCCUCGCCCUCUGCCGCGGCGACGUCAACGCCACCAACUGCCGCACCUGCCUGGACGUAGCUCCCAGUGACAUCCUGCAGCUCUGCCCGUACGACAAAGCGGCCGUCAUCUGGUACGACGACUGCCUCCUCAGGUAUUCCAACCAAAACUUUACCUCCGCCUUCAACAACUCCGAGCAGGUCGUCAUCUUGAAUACCCAAAGCAUAGCGGGCGGGAGGUUUCCCGGGUACACCCAGAACACCACCAUUUACGACUUCUUCAAGCAAGUGGUGAACACUCUACUGAGUCACGUAGCCGAUUCGGCUGCGUCGAAUUCGAACUCCGGAAAGCUUUUCGCCACCGGUGAAUCGACCAUCACGAACGCCUUUCUGACAAUAUACGGGUUAGUUCAGUGCGCUCCGGACAUGUCGGGCCCCGAGUGUCGCCAGUGCCUUCAGGGCCUCAUCAGCGAGAUGUUACGGAGGUUCGACGGGCGGCAAGGGGGACGAAUUCUCGGCGUCUGGUGCAAUUUGAGAUAUGAAGUGUAUCCGUUCUAUAAUGGGAAUUCGACGAUAAGGCUUUCUUCUGUUGCACCGGGGGACCUCUUCGGUACUCUGCAACCUCCCAGCACUCGGCCAGGCACAGGGUGGGGAAAAAGUAAGCUUCGCAUUAUUAUUAUAACUAUAUGCCCCACCGUAUUCCUUAUUUCUUGCCCCCUUCUGUGUCUCUUGUGUAUAAAAAGGCGAAGACGAACAGAAAGGGCAAAGUUGGAUCACCCUCGACCAACUUUCAAUUUUGAUACUGAUGAAGUAAUUAGGCUUUGGAAGAGUGAAGAAAGCAGUUCCGAAUUCUCAUUAUUUGACUUUCCUACAAUAGCGAACUCCACAAACAAUUUCUCCAUCGAAAGCAAACUUGGCGAGGGUGGUUUUGGGCCUGUUUACAAGGGGCUAUUAUCGAAUGGACUUGAGAUAGCAGUAAAGAGACUCUCUCCACAUUCGGGCCAAGGUCUGUUGGAAUUCAAGAAUGAGAUUCAACUUAUAGCAAAACUUCAACAUCGAAAUCUCGUAAGGCUAUUAGGUUGCUGCAUUCAAGGAGAAGAGAAAAUACUAAUCUACGAAUACAUGGCAAAUAAAAGCUUAGAUUUCUUCCUCUUUGAUCAAACAAGAGGCGCAACAAUAGAUUGGCAAAAGCGCUUUACUAUUGUUGAAGGGAUAGCUCAAGGACUUCUUUAUCUUCACAAGCACUCUCGGCUGCGAAUUAUCCAUAGAGAUCUAAAGGCAAGCAAUAUUCUCUUGGAUAGUGAGAUGAACCCUAAGAUAUCUGAUUUUGGCUUAGCUAGAAUCUUCGGUUCCAAUGAAACUCAAGCAAACACAAACAGGGUUGUUGGCACAUAUGGUUACAUGUCUCCCGAAUAUGCUUCUGAGGGUCUUUUUUCAGUCAAAUCUGAUGUUUUUAGUUUUGGUGUCUUGCUUCUCGAGAUCGUUAGUGGAAAGAGAAAUGCCGGUUUUCACCAAUACGGAAAUUAUCUUAACCUCCUCGGAUAUGCAUGGGAGGUUUGGAAAGGAGGGAAAUGGUCUGAACUAAUAGAUCCAUCGCUAGAUGGUCGUUCCGAAACAUAUGAGGUAGUAAGAUGUAUUCAUUUGGCACUAAUGUGUGUUCAAGAAAAUGCAGCUGAUCGACCCACAAUGUCGGAUGUGAUUGCGAUGCUAAGCAGCGAUAGUACGAGCCUACCAGAUCCGAAGCAACCGGCUUACUUCAAUAUGAGAAUCAAGGAUGAAGCAGAGAUGGCAUCCGAUUUCAUCGUGCCUGUCAGCGAAAAUGAAAUUACUUUUACUGGUCCAGAAGGUCGAUAAUGCUACUUUGGUUGCCUUCUUUCUGUGUGUUUUUUUAAUUGGUUUACUUUUCAAGAUAUUAAAGUUCAUACCGGUAUUAUCGCUAAUCCCAUUGUCGUAUAAAAUAAAGCGAAUUGGGUUGAAAAGCGAGAGAAAAAGUUACUUCCAAAUGUUGGCUGUAUAACUACUCCAGAAAGGAAGUAGCAACUUGGUUGUAAUUAAUUAAGCAUGAACCUAUUAUAAUUGUUUGGACCAUUUUAAUCUUUCAAUAUCUUGAUUGUGUUAUUAA
Ananas comosus (pineapple) is the source of this 2435-nucleotide messenger RNA. Its product is annotated as cysteine-rich receptor-like protein kinase 10. Lineage: Eukaryota; Viridiplantae; Streptophyta; Magnoliopsida; Poales; Bromeliaceae. Gene Ontology annotation, molecular function: ATP binding; protein kinase activity. The transcript is spliced from 7 exons. The record is from RefSeq and is a predicted model, not a curated record. Gene Ontology annotation, biological process: protein phosphorylation. Bases 47 to 2167 code for a protein of 706 amino acids.